AUGAUUUCUGCCCAUGUAGAUAAUAGUGAUCUAAAUGGCAUUAAUCUGGCUAGAAAUUACCUAACUCUUACCCAUCGUUUAUUUGCUGAUGAUAACAUGAUUUUUAUGAAUGCGAAAUAUAGAAACUAUAAAAUGCUCAAGAAGAUUUUGGAGGAUUAUUAUGCUGCCUCAGGUCAACAAGUUAAUAUGGAGAAGUCGAACCUAUUUUUCCCAGCAAAUACUCUAGACCAUGUACGAGAUGGGGUUACUGAUAUUUUGAACAUCUCAAAUGCUGAGGACCCGGGUAAAUAUCUUGGGUUGCCUAUCCUAUGGGGUAGAUUAAAGGAUGCAGCUCUUGCUUAUGUGCGGGAUAAAAUCACUACUAGGCGGAGGCCUGACAAGUUGGUUUGGGUAGUAGCAAAGGAUGGGCAAUAUAGUGUGAAACUGGGAUAUGUUGCAGCUACACGACCAAAUAUAGGGGUGGACAUUUAUAGGCCUGGGUCAUCGCGGUCUCGGUUGAUGGAUGGUAGUGUAUGGAAGGUAGUUUGGAACUUGAAGGUCAUGCUAAAAGUCAAACAUUUUAUGUGGAGAUUGAUGAAUAAUGCCCUUGCCACAAGAGAAGCGCUGGCCAAAAGAUGUGCUCCGAAUGAGUUCUGCCCUUUUUGUGGAGAGGAAGUGGAGACGACUGAACACGUAUUUCUUUUGUGUAACUGGGUUCGUGUGGCUUGGUUUAGUUGUUCUUUGGGUCUGCUCAUCAAUUAUAUGGAGGUGUGUGACAUGAAUUGUUGGUUUGGGGCUUUAUUACUAGAUGAGUUUAAAAAUAAUGAUUAUGGCAAGGCAUAUCUUAUCAUUUUUUGCUGGUUUAUCUGGAAAAUGAGGUGUAGAAGUGUCUUCAAAAAUAUAAACCCUGACCCUGCUGCUACAAUUGAUCUUACAAAUGCGUGCGUCAGUGAGUUCUGGGGUGUUAAGGAAUUGACGAAAUCUGCCCCUGUUAUGCCCGAGUAUGUUAAUGAAGUCAAGUGGCAAAAACCCCUCCCUGGGUGUAUCAUUGUCAAGAUGAAUUGUGAUGGGGCCUUUGAUGCUCGAACUGAUAAGGCUGAAAGCAUGCAAGCUGAUUCUGCUUUCUUCGUUGAACUCUUGACAGUGAAGAAGGCGGUUCUGCUCAGUGAUUUGUGGGAAGGUAUUCCUAUAACUAUUGAGACUGAUUGUGUUGAUGUCUUCAAUGCUGUGCAAUGGCGGAAAUACUCAGCAUGCCCCUGGAAGUACCAUGAGGUUUUGUCAGAUGUGCUUGAAUUGAUUGUGGACAGAAGAUUGAUCUCUGUGUCUCUUAUUUCUCGCAAGAGAAAUUAUGCAGCAGACUAUUUAGCUGCCUUAGCUUCAAGUGAGUUGGGACCUCAAGGUCUGGUUUCUGCACCGCCAUCUCCUCUAGCUCUUAUCAUUCUUCAGGAAGCAACCAUGAAUAGUACCCUUGACAAUGACUAG
Prosopis cineraria is the source of this 1461-nucleotide messenger RNA. RefSeq lists its product as uncharacterized. Lineage: Eukaryota; Viridiplantae; Streptophyta; Magnoliopsida; Fabales; Fabaceae. The transcript is spliced from 3 exons. The coding region runs from base 1 to 1461 and encodes 486 amino acids. The record is from RefSeq and is a predicted model, not a curated record.